Messenger RNA from Chelonoidis abingdonii (Abingdon island giant tortoise), 3573 nucleotides. RefSeq names its product TATA-box binding protein associated factor 6 like (gene TAF6L). The record is from RefSeq and is a predicted model, not a curated record. Gene Ontology annotation, molecular function: RNA polymerase II general transcription initiation factor activity; protein heterodimerization activity; transcription coactivator activity. Gene Ontology annotation, biological process: RNA polymerase II preinitiation complex assembly; transcription initiation at RNA polymerase II promoter. Gene Ontology annotation, cellular component: transcription factor TFIID complex; SAGA complex; SLIK (SAGA-like) complex. Lineage: Eukaryota; Metazoa; Chordata; Testudines; Testudinidae.
CGCCGUGAGAGAGGGGAUUGGGGCUGCUCAGGCUGCCCCUGGGUGAACCCGGAUCCCCUCCCCCCGGCCCUAAGGGGCCCCGGGCUCCCCCCGUCUCGCCGCAGCCAUGUCCGAGCGCGAGGAGCGGCGCUUCGUGGAGCUGCCGCGCGAGUCCGUGCGGCUGAUGGCGGAGAGCGCCGGGCUGGAGCUGACGGACGAGGUGGCCGCGCUGCUGGCCGAGGACGUGUGUUACCGCCUGCGGGAGGCCGCCCAGAACAGCGCCCAGUUCAUGAAACACACCAAACGCCGGAAACUGACGGUGGAGGAUUUCAACCGGGCCCUUCGCUGGAGCAACGUGGAGGUGGUGUGCGGCUAUGGCUCCCAGGACCCCCUUCCCUUCCGUGCUAUAAAGGAAGGGGAGCUCUACUUCCAGGAGGACCGUGAGAUCAAUCUGGUGGAGCUUGCCCUGGCCACCAACCUCCCCAAGGGCUGUGCAGAGACAGCAGUGAGAGUUCACGUCUCUUACCUGGAUGGAAAAGGAAAUCUGGAACCACAGGGAGCUGUGCCCAGUGCUGUCUCCACACUCUCAGAUGACCUGCUGAAGUACUACCAGCAUGUGACCCGAGCUGUGCUUGGGGAUGACCCGCAGCUAAUGAAGGUUGCCCUCCAGGACCUGCAGACGAACUCGAAGAUCGCAGCCCUGCUGCCCUACUUUGUCUAUGUGGUCAGCGGGGUGAAGUCUGUCAGCCAUGACCUGGAGCAGCUGAACCGCUUGCUGCACAUUGCCAAGAGCCUCAUCCAGAAUCCCUACCUGUGCCUGGGCUCCUAUGUCAAGAGCCUGAUUGCCAGCGUCAUGUACUGCGUGCUGGAGCCACUCGCCGCAUCCAUCAACCCCCUCAAUGACCAUUGGACACUCCGGGACUACGCUGCCAUGCUCCUGAGCCACAUCUUCUGGACGCAUGGUGACCUCGUCAGUGGCCUGUACCACCAGAUCUUGUUGUCCCUCCAGAAGGUGCUGGCUGAUCCAGUGCGCCCGCUUUGUUCUCAUUAUGGGGCAGUGGUGGGGCUGCAUGCCCUGGGGUGGAAGGCUGUGGAGCGAGUCCUCUACCCCCAUCUCUCCACCUACUGGGCGAACCUGCAAGCCGUGCUGGAUGACUACUCUGUCUCCAAUGCUCAGGUGAAGGCUGAUGGGCACAAGGUGUACGGUGCCAUCCUGCUCUUCCUUUGCCAGGUGGCAGUGGAGCGCUUGCUGAAGAUGAAGGCGCAGUCAGUAUCCGCCCAGGGGGACAGACCAUGUAGGGAUGGGUGCCGGCGGGAGAGCUCUCCCUGGCUCAGUCCCCUGCAAGAUCCCCAAGUGGAGUUCAGCUUUGGCAUCGCCAGCCACCUGCUGCAGCUGGGAAGUGGGGGCCCCCAGCUGGGCACUGGCAUCUCUGCUGACCCUCCAGCUGUCUCCCUGCAUGAGACCUACCGAGAGCUCUACGACUUCUUUGGAGACAGCCUGGCCACCCGCUUUGGCACGGGCUCAGGGCUGCAAGCAGCCGAGCUGACACCUCCCAGCCCCAAGGUCUUAGACACCAAGAAAGAGCAGCCAGCCUUCGGCACAGGGGAUGUGGUGCGCAAGAUGCCCCAGCUGACAGCCAAUGCCACCGUGAGUCCUCGGGAGGAGGAGAGCCCCCGACCAGACUACCCACCUGGCAGGUCAGCCCUCCAUCGCUCGGCCAGCGUGCCCCGCUCUCGUAGCACAUCACGCCAGCAGGGCCACCGGCCCGGGGUCCGUGAUGUUUUCCAGAAAUGCCGCUUCUCCCCCCAGGGGCCACCCCGCUUCAGCUUUGUGAUUGCUGGGCGGCAGGUGGGCCGGCGGUGCCAGGGCCGACUGUUCCAGACCUGCUUCCCCCAGCACCACGGCCCUGGCCACAUUUCCCGCUAUGCCCAGAAGCUGCCCAUGAUCGGCAGGACCAGCAAGCCUGUGAAGAAGUGGGCUCACUCAGAGUACUCCCUUUACCUGCCUCUCUGAGGAGUGACCUUUCCCCUUCAGGACUUCAGCUCAUGUGCCCUUCAUCCCUCCCCCGUACUACUGAGCAUCCCUUGCUGGAUGAAGUCAGGGGCUCCCACUCAAGCCAGUCCCCUCAGAGGAAGAUUUUUAUCUUCCAGGUGGAGGGGGCCUACUCAGCAGCCUCUAGACUCUGCAGGGGGUGCUGAAGAGACAUUCUGCCCUCCGACGUACCUCCGACGUGCCCAGACUGUGGGUCAGGCUGAGCCUGCUGCCUCUGCACUGAUGGACUGUGCACUCCUUCAAGGGCCAUCCAGGGUUUUCUGCGGCAUGAUGGCUGAGCCUUUGCUGGGGAGGUGUUUGGGGAGCAUGUGUGGGAGAGGGGAGGUGAUUGCAGGGCUUAGGGCCUCUCUGUGAUCUAGGUACAGCACACAGCAGCAGAUUCCAUAGGGUAACUAAAGGAUCUUAGCUCCCUGGUCCCAAGCCACGUCCUCCCCUGAGGGACGAGUGCUUCUGUCCUUGUGUACUCAGCACUCCCCUUGGAGUUGGAUUUUCCUGACAGCACGCAGCAUUUCUCCCACCCCCCAAGCCUUGGAUUGACACCCGCUUGUUUUAAUAAAGGCUGCUGCUGUUGGGGACUGAGGAUUUGCUUGCUGACCUCUCCCUGGCAUGGGGGUGGGGUAGCUAUAGCACCUCCUAUCUUGCCCCUGCUUGGGGCUGCCCCUUAGUCAUCCCUUGGCUUCCUGCAGUGAGGACUGGCCCACAUCUGAGGGGCUAACAGUUAGGAAGCUCUGUCUCUAAGAGCUGAGGGACCUGCUGCUGUCUUCCUAACCCACCACCAUAAACUAGGGCCCCACCUAUCUCCACACCUGCCAUGUCUACCCCCUCUCAAACUCUGAAUCAAAGCCUGGCAAGAGAAGCUGGGCCUGUCUGUAAAGUGAGGCCUACAAGGUUUUCGGAAGGUGGCUUUAAACAGCAGGACUUGGUUGCUCUUUGAGUAUGGGUAAGAUCCCAUGGCUGUUGUAACUGUGUUUAUUUUGGGGGUUAAAGGAGGUUCAAGCAUGGAUCUGGCUAAAAUCACCCCAUCUCAGUUGCAUUUCAGCAGCACUGUCUGGCCACGCUUUGGGAACAAUGCAGAGUCACACAGGCUCAGGGGUGGGCUAUGGCCUCUCCAACACUCAUUGUAAGGCAGGGGGCCCCAAUGCGGGCGCCAUGGCAUCUAAGUGUGUGCACCUACUGGCUGGUGGAUGAGCUUCUGCUGAAAUGCCGCUGACAAGCAGCGUCAUCCAGAGGUGUUGCCGCCCAAAUGCCACUGAAAAUUGGCGGCAUUUCGGUGGCAACACCUGGAUGAUGAUGCUUGUCGCCGGUAUUUCAGCGGUGACGCCUAUUGAUGUUGCUGCUUGUCGGCGGCAUUUUGGUGGAUGCUCGUCCGCUGCCACAGUCCGGCAGACGAAAAGGGUUGGGGACCGCUGCUGUAAGGUGUCAAGCAUGUCAGUUUGUGUCUUUCUGUGAUGCUUCACAGACACAGCUCUCAGUAGCGAGUGCAAAUCUUCCCUGAGAGUGGGAGAUGGGAGCAGAGCAAAAAUAAACCACCUGUUAUCUUA